Molecule: messenger RNA, 788 nt
Organism: Saccoglossus kowalevskii
Lineage: Eukaryota; Metazoa; Hemichordata; Enteropneusta; Harrimaniidae
Product: three-prime repair exonuclease 1-like
Biological process (GO): DNA catabolic process
Cellular component (GO): cytoplasm
Molecular function (GO): 3'-5'-DNA exonuclease activity; nucleic acid binding
Source: RefSeq, a predicted model, not a curated record
GUCUCUCGCAGGAAUUUGCAAACGACAAACAUCGCCGCAUCCCGUGCCUCGUUAGGAUCUGUAACAUGUCACUUAAACGUGCCCAACGCUUUAUGCUCGAGGUUAUUCGAAAUAAGAAACAAAAAUGUGACAGUGAGGAAAUAUCCGAUGACAGCACAGCUGCAUGUGGACCAAACAAGCCAAUCCAGACGUUUGUAUUUCUCGACCUCGAAGCCACUGGUCUGCCCGAGUCUGAUGGUACGCUUCCUGACAUCACAGAACUCGCCAUGACAGCCAUCGCGAGACAAGGCAUGACUGGCAAUUCCGUGAAAGGUGCAAUUCCCAGAAUCCAAGAUAAACUACUUCUUUGUCUGACCCCACAAAAAGACGUCACCCCGACAGCGGAAAAGAUGACGGGGCUGAGCAAACAACUGCUGGAGAAACACUGCAAAAGAAAAAUGGACUUGAACGUAGAUGGCGCAUUGAGGUAUUUUCUGCGAAGACAGACACCCCCAGUAUGCCUUGUUUCACAUGCUGGGGACCGUUUCGACUUUCCCGUAUUGCGAGCAGAGUUGGAUAAAGUCGACAGUGUGUGGGACUGCAUCUACACUAUUGAUAGCUUAAAGUUUUUUCAGUAUUACAUGCCAAAACAAAACCGAUCGUUGCCAAACCUUUGUAAGAGAUUUCUUGGUUUUGAGACCGACCACAAUGCAGAAGGUGACGUAACCGGCCUUGUCUUGCUGUUAUCGUCUUGCACGUUCGCCGAUACUUUUUUGGAUUGGGCUCAAGAAAAUGCUAUUAAAUUUUAG